Nothoprocta perdicaria is the source of this 4670-nucleotide messenger RNA. It is a transcript of the gene ENTPD5, whose product is annotated as ectonucleoside triphosphate diphosphohydrolase 5. NCBI's taxonomy places the organism in Eukaryota, Metazoa, Chordata, Aves, Tinamiformes, Tinamidae. Gene Ontology annotation, cellular component: membrane. Gene Ontology annotation, molecular function: UDP phosphatase activity; GDP phosphatase activity. Bases 126 to 1409 code for a protein of 427 amino acids. The record is from RefSeq and is a predicted model, not a curated record. The transcript is spliced from 14 exons. Gene Ontology annotation, biological process: nucleoside diphosphate catabolic process.
GGCAGGGAGAAGCUCGUCUCCGAGAAGCGCCGGAGUUUGUGGUCUGUCAUUAUUGCUGUCCCAGGAACCACUGGAGCUCUGUGAGUGCUGAUCCAUACUUCAGGAGCCCAAGGGGACCCAGCAGGAUGGCAGCUUCCAGACUCCCCAUUCUUUUAGCUGUGGCAUUUUCUGUGUCCUGCGUUCUUUCCCACUCAAACAGGGAGAURUGGUUUCAGGAGCUUUUUCCACCUAACACAUGUCCUAUAAAUGCCAAGCCCAACACUUUUUAUGGCAUAAUGUUUGAUGCAGGCAGCACUGGAACGCGGAUUCACAUUUACACCUUUGUGCAGAAGAGCCCAGAAAAGCUUAUAGAGCUGGAAGGGGAAAUCUUUGAGUCUGUGAAGCCAGGUCUCUCUGCAUAUGCUGAUCAGCCUGAAAAGGGUGCUGAAACUGUCAAAAGGUUGCUGGACAUGGCCGUAGAUGCGGUGCCACCUCAUCUCUGGAAAAAAACGCCCGUGGUGUUAAAAGCUACUGCUGGGCUGCGCUUGCUGUCUGAGGAGAAAGCUCAGGCCCUGCUGUUAGAGGUGAGAGAAGUCUUUGAGGAAUCACCAUUUCUUGUUCCAGAGGACAGUGUGAGCAUCUUGGAUGGAUCAUAUGAAGGAAUUUUAGCCUGGAUCACUGUGAACUUUCUGACAGGGCAGCUGUCGGGCCAGAACCAGCACACUGUUGGGACUCUGGACUUGGGAGGAGCCUCAACCCAAAUCACAUUCCUGCCGCGGUUUGAGGAAACCUUGAAGCAAACUCCUGGGGAUUUUCUUACCUCAUUYGAAAUGUUUAAUAGCACCUACAAGCUCUAUACCCACAGUUAYUUGGGUUUUGGACUAAAAGCUGCCAGACUAGCAACACUUGGAGCUUUGGAUUCAAAAGCUGUAGAUGGACAGAUGUUCCGCAGUUCCUGUUUGCCAAAGCAGCUGGAGGCAGAGUGGCACUUUGGAGGAGUGAAGUACCGGUAUGGUGGCAACAAAGAAGGAGAAACGGGAUUCAAGCCUUGCUACCUGGAAGUACUGAAGAUCAUCAAAGGGAAACUGCACCAACCAGAUGAGAUUCGGGGAAGCUCCUUCUAUGCCUUCUCCUAUUACUACGAUCGAGCUGUUGACACCAACCUGAUUGAUUACGAAGAAGGAGGAGUUCUGGAAGUGAGAGAUUUUGAAAGAAAAGCCAAAGAAGUCUGUGAUAACAUGGAGAGGUUCAGCUCAGCCAGUCCUUUCCUGUGCAUGGAUCUCACUUACAUCACUGCUUUACUAAAGGAAGGCUUUGGAUUUAGGGACAGCACGCUCCUGCAGUUAACAAAGAAAGUGAACAACAUAGAAACCAGCUGGACUUUGGGUGCUACUUUUCACCUGCUGCAGUCUCUGGGGUUAACCUACUGAGCCGUGACGCUCCUGUGGACUUUGCCACUUCCGAAAGGCUGAGAAAGCAAAUGGAAAUCCCCAGGUACAUUGCCUAGCUGGAGUCAGUCAUAGAUUAGAAUAUGGACCAAAGGUGUAGAACAGAUCUUCAUCCAGGAUUGGCAUCUUGCACAAUGAGAGCUGCCACGGUAUGAUUUGUAACUCUGAUUGCCAUAAGUGAUGCAGAAGCUGCCUUCUGAAAGUCGGAAGGCCUGAACUCUCUCCGAGGGUCUUGAAGUUGAUUGUAUGCACGGGGCCUGAGAUGGCUUUCACAAGCACGUCUGAGCAGGCAGCCCAUUGCUAGAAGCACACGGUGCCAGGCACGCGGUUGCAGGCUAGACACACUUCAUUUCUCUCCCUCUCCCUUUUGUUUUAAAGACACGGAACUGAAAUUUGAUCAUGAAACCUUAAACAUAGAAAUUAAAGAGGGUAUCAACAGUCAUUCAAAGUGAGCUUCCCUGGGUCCUGCCAGCCUUAGAGCUCCAAGUUCYUGGCUGUUAGCUUAGCUUACACAUUGCAGGAUGGUACCAGACUUCGAAGGACUCAUCUAUAAGCACUCCUUGGACAUGGAUUUGGGAAAGGUGUCGGGGAACUUCAGCAUUUAUUCAGGCAGCAGCAGUGUCUUGAGCAGAAUGUGGGUUCCUGCUGUUUUAGUUCCCACCUUUGUGCUGCCCAUUAACUGCAGGAAACUGAGCRGCCACACCUGGCCACAGAGCUGGUACCUGGACCCAUUUCCCAUGUCCUGAAAACAAACAGUUGURCUGGCACAAGAGAGAACUGCCAGCUGUGUAAACUGUGUUGCCAAAGAAAUGCUCGUCACAUUUAUACCCGGUUCUGUUUCUCUCUUCGUAGCAAGGUGCUCCCAGCCUCCUUUCCUGUGAGUCGGGUGCUCCCGGGGCCCUCUAGUGCAGUAACUCAAAUUAACUGCAAUCAGGGAAGGGCCAAGGGCAGGACCAGCUAAGGGGAAGGGGGGGUUUAACCUGGGGGUAAAAACACUGCAGCCACUGGGCCUGAAUAUACUCUGAGCUGUUCUUUUCCCCUCGAGAAGCCUGGCCUCAUCCCUUCCUCCUCUCCCUUUGGGAUACACAGCUGUGCUGAAAGAGAACAUAUUUUCACUUGCUUAAUAGAUGAGGGAGUGAGAUGGAUAAAAACAGCAAAGGAGAGCAAAACCAGAAAUAGCUGUUCUCUUCACAUUAAUGUUGGAAACGUUAGACCCUUAGUCUGUUUUAAUUUGUAGAGUUAACUGGUUUUAAACUCUUUCUCCCUUSAACAUAGCAGAAGUGGACCCAUAACGACACUGGGUGACAGUGUGUGGGGGAAUCCUGACCGGAACGUGCACAGCAGCCUGUAUGUACCUACUUUUGUUAUAUACAGCAGGGCUGCAGAACAGGGCAUCCGAGGAAGGGGUUGCAGCUGUUCAGCUCUCUUGCUCAAGCCCAGGCUUUCUGGCAGGAUAGGAUGAAACUAUUUGAGUAACAUUUUAAAGUGACUUUUUCCAUCUGUUUUGAAGCUUAAGAAAAAUAAAGCAGUGGGAKAAGAGCCUUUUAAAUAAAGCAUCUUGGCAGCUAGGAUUCUGAUUUUUGUCUGAUUCGCUGUGGAGAGCAGCAAGAUCUCUAAAAAUCUUUGAGCCUCCAAAUCUGUUUUCUCAACAAACGUUCCUAGUCAGGACAACUGUUUUACUCCAUGAAAUAGCUGGCAGCUAGCUCAGCAGCUUGCUUCUAUGGAAUAAAAAAAAAUAACUUCUACUAACCAUGAAAUAUACAACUAAAAGAUUAAUUUGCCCCAAUCUUGAGAGAGCUGAAGUUGUUGCUGCCUGUGACCAAGGGAAGCUUUAAUUCACAGAUGUCUUGCAACGAACAUGUUACUCCKUUUAGGCAUUUGCACUAAUCUGUACCCCGUAAGGCACCUUUCUCACUUCUGUGAAAUUCAAGGCUACCCAAUCACUAGCUUUUCGGCAAGCUGGAUUUAAAAACAAUGGAGGAUUCCCAGCAAGGAGAGGAAAUAGGGGACYCAUGCCCUAAGCCAUCUUGCCAAGCAAUUGGAAGACUUAGAAGUUGCCUUAGUGUAAGCGCUAGUCCAUUUCUUGGAGGAAGCAGUGCAAUUUUUAAUGUAAUUUAUUAUACUACCCUUUCUCAUAUUUUUCUUUUUUUAUAAAGGGCAGCAUGUGUUUUUUGAAGUUCAGUCAGCAAGAGGAUGUCAAGGGGAGGGGAUGCAGCUAUCUGCACUUGUCCCACCGCUGGCAUCUUGCUGCAAAUUCAGGUUGUUUCUUUGAAAUACUAAAUGAGCAUCCAACCUUUCUUCUUCCUUCCCUGAGGCUGGCUUGAGGUUCAUGCUGGUAAUUGCCUCUGUGUCUCUCCAAACUUCCGCCUUCCUCUCUAGGAGCUUCUAUUUACACACCUGAAGGUGGCAGUUCUGGAGGCUGCCCUCUUUGCAUCCACAAGCUUUCCCAUUGCUCUGCCUGCUAUUUGGCAAAAUUUAGUAUAUGGUCUGGUCUGCACAACAAGGUUCCAGCCAGGAUAUUCAUCUUAUCCCCACAUGGGCAAUUACGUUGGUUGAGGGUUUUUUUCAGAGAGUACAGGUAGGAUGCAGUAGUUGACAGCCAAGCUCUGUCACUCCUGAGGACUGGCAAACUCAAUAAUCCAAAAGCCUUUCAGCCUGAACCAGUGCUGUGACACCUUCUCUUGCUUCGUGGUGGGGGUUAAUACCCACGCAGCGCGAGGUGCAGCUGAAACGGGCAGGAAAGGCCGGGUGCAAGGGACGUGCAGCAGAAGUGCACCUGCCUCUACACGAGCCCUGAGGAAUACUUAACAGUUUGGUUUUGGUGGACGGGAGGAGGGACUAGACCAAGACAUGCAGAGUAAGUUCCUUUUCUGUGUUCUUUUCACACUCUGGGAUUGCAAAUCCAGGGAGCAUCUGGAUGGGAUGCUGGGUGGGAGCAUCUGCUUUCCUGUACCUGUUGCAUUAAAUGUGAGUGCUCAGGGCCUUYGUGUGUCAGCGGCACAUUCGCUCACUACAGCAAAACUGCUGCUCUCACUCAGGGGCCUGAUCUGCAGUUAGAGARACAAAAACUCAACUUGAAGGUUUCUUUUGCAAGCAGCUGUAGAACUGAGCCCCUGCUGUUUACAUCCGCAUUACUGGUUUGAGGAGCUAAAGAAGCCAGUCAAAUCCUCACACUUACCUAGUGCAAUGAGAUUAUUUAUUAGCUUAACUAAAGGCUAAGCAGCUCUGUAAGAGAAGAGUUCU